Pistacia vera is the source of this 777-nucleotide messenger RNA. Its product is annotated as NAC domain-containing protein 101-like. The record is from RefSeq and is a predicted model, not a curated record. Lineage: Eukaryota; Viridiplantae; Streptophyta; Magnoliopsida; Sapindales; Anacardiaceae. Bases 1 to 777 code for a protein of 258 amino acids. The transcript has a single exon. Gene Ontology annotation, biological process: regulation of DNA-templated transcription. Gene Ontology annotation, molecular function: DNA binding.
AUGGAAGUAGUUGAGUUCUCUCGUCCCGUUGGCUAUGUCUUCGAUCCUACAGACUGCGAAUUAGUGGGUUUCUAUCUUUCCAAAAAGAAAGCAAACCAACUCAUUCCUGGCAUUGAUUAUUUCAUUCCAGAAUAUAAUCUGUAUGGUUCUAAAGAACCUUGGCAGAUUUGGAAUUUCUUUAAACCGCGGCUUGGAGAGGAACGUGAUGAUCAAGAUUUAUAUUUCUUUACCAAAUUGAAGAAAAAGACUUUGAAAGGUUCAAGAAUCGAUCGUAGUGUUGGCACAGGGACAUGGAAAGGAGAAGAUGGUAGUACAGAAAUUGUAUACAACAAUCAGAGAAUUGGGUCUAAAAAGAGAUUUCGGUACGAAAACAAAGACUCCAAUCAACACGGAGGAUGGAUCAUGCACGAGUAUAGUUUGGAUUCGUCUUUGCUGCUUCCGGAUCAACAUAACGAUUACGUGGUCUGCCGUAUAAGAAAGAACCAACUAGCCCUGAAGAAGAACAAUAGAAGAAAGUGUCAAGAAGUGGAUUCUGAAAAGAAGAAGAAGAAUAAGGUUCAAGAAGUGGAUUCUGAACCACUACCACUCGCAACACUACCGGCUAGGAGUACAACCACAACCACCACCACCACCACCACCACCAUGGUGCAACAACCAUUACAACUUGAAGAUGAGACAGAGCUUUAUAGUGAUGAAUAUGCUUUCGCUAUUCGCCAAUAUCAGUAUGAAGACCAACAGAAUUAUUCUCUAUACUCCACCGUUAAUAAUUUGUAUUGA